This is a messenger RNA of Phalacrocorax carbo (great cormorant), 2417 nucleotides long. Lineage: Eukaryota; Metazoa; Chordata; Aves; Suliformes; Phalacrocoracidae. The record is from RefSeq and is a predicted model, not a curated record.
AAUUACGUGGCCGGUAUGGAGCAGGAAGGGCCUCUUUUUAACUGGUCUGGUUUAAUUCUGGAAUGGUACUUGUACUGGAAUAUACUGAAUUUCUUCAUUCCCCAAAGAGAAGAAAUAGAGGUAGAUGGGUUGAGGUUCUGUCGUACAAUGUUAAAAGAUCAUAAUUUGACAACUCAACAGUCCUUCCACCAACUUGUGCAAAAGAAACCAUUUUUUCCAUCUGUGGUGUGGCAUAAUGCAGUAAGAAGCAUGUUUAUUCAAACUCAGGACACACCAAAUCCAAAUAGUUUGAAGUUUAUUCCAGGGAAGGAAGUGCUGGAGUCGAGGACUAUGGAGUUUUCCACACCAGCUGCAGCAUUUUGCUCACCUUUAGCAAGACAGUUAUUCAAAAUUGAAGGAGUUAAAAGUGUUUUCUUUGGACCAGACUUCAUCACAAUCACCAAGGAGAGUGAAGACCUGGACUGGAACUUACUGAAACCAGAUAUUUAUGCAACUAUAAUGGAUUUCUUUGCCUCUGGCUUACCUGUAGUUACUGACGAGGCACCUCGGACCGAUACAGCUGCGUCAGAAGAUGAUGAUGAAGUUGUACUAAUGAUUAAAGAACUGCUGGAUACAAGAAUAAGGCCGACAGUGCAAGAAGAUGGUGGUGAUGUUAUUUAUAAAGGCUUUGAGGAUGGGAUUGUGCAGCUGAAGUUGCAGGGUUCGUGCACCAGCUGUCCCAGUUCCAUCAUCACCCUGAAGAAUGGGAUACAGAACAUGCUCCAAUUCUACAUCCCUGAAGUAGAAGGCGUGGAACAGGUUGUUGACGACGAUGAUGACGUGGAGAAGGAAGCAAAUUCUACUUGAGCUACCAUCAACUAUGGUCAAAUAAAUAUUUACCUCCUGAUGUAUGUAAACCAUCUUUGUGCUGAGGAACAGCCAAAUAUGCCUUUCUUUUCAGAAAAACAGUUGCACUUAUAUCUCUGAAAAUGUGUCAUCAGUUUAAGGAGUUUAUCCACUAAUUUAUUAAAUGCCCUGCAUUCAAAAAAGAAUCCCUUUGCUCUGCUUUGUACUAUAUCUUAAGAAAGAAAUUGGUGGGCUUUAAAAAUGGUGAUGUGUCUCUGUUGUUCUUACAUACAAGAAACUCAGGACUGAAAAAAAGGGAAGGCAGAAGUAAAGUUUCUUGACUGUUUUUUGUGCAAUAGAAAUAUGCAAUGUUUAUUCCCCCAGACCUCCUUAGGGGGCUUGCAGGACUAUCUGCCCUUGCUGUAUAAUUGGGAAAUUCAGGAAUGUUGAUUUUUAUCAAGCCUUGUUAAAAAACUUUUGAUUUGUAUCGGGUUUUUGUGUGAAAAAUAACGCAUAACUUCAACUGUUCAUUUUAGAGGAUGUAACGUUGCCAUUGCUUGUGGAAAGUUACUUACCUGCUUACUACCGCUGUGCGAACAAUAGCAACAGAAACAAAAAAUGUGAGUUGUUUGUUGUAAAAAUCGUAUCUCUUAAAAUAAAGGUUGGAAUAAGAUGAUCCUUAUCAGCUUUAGUAAGUGGAGAGACUAAUUAGCUUAUUUAGAAGUAAAAUUGUUCAGCCACCAUUAGUGGUCUGUUUAAACUUGCAAAAGACGAUUUCUCAACAUAAUACUCCAACAUCAAGAUGAAUGUGCAGUGCUUAAGGGCACAAAUUACAUUUGUAGGAUAGCAAAGAAAAUUAAUGUGUUUACCUAUGCCACAUCCUGUUUGCUCCUUCUGCGGUGCCAGAGAGUGCAGCCUAUGUGUAACUUGGCCGCCCUGGCUGAGCGAGGGAAGACGUGGCAGAGCAGAACACGUUCCAGUUUUGGAGACUAUGGGAGGAGAAUUAUUUAUUGUUCUGAAAUUGAAAUAUGUAAAUCGGGCUUUGCAAGUACUUCUGUUUACUUGAGCAUGUAGGACUUAAUUUUCUCCUGGUGCCUAGCUUUAGCAGGUGGCUUUGCUAAUGGAAGUACUAUUUCUUCUUUGUGCUGCCACAGUCGAGCUGAGUCUGCGGUCAUUAUUUGGCUUAUGGUUAUAGUAGUAUUCCCUGUGUGCAAGGAUUUGACAGCCUCUGGUAUGUUUCCCUCUGUCCUGGUUUUGGCUGGGAUAGAGUUAAUUUUCCUCCUAGUAGCUGGUAUGGUGCUGUGUUUUGGAUUUAGGAUGGGAAUAAUGUUGAUAACACGCUGAUGUUUUAGGUGUUGCUAAGUAGUGCUUACACCAGUCAAGGAUUUUCCAGCUCCCCAUGCCCUGCCAGGUGCACCAGAAGCUGGGAGGGGGCACAGCUGGGAGACUGACCCCAACUGCCCAAAGGGAUAUUCCAUGCCAUCGGUCAGCAGGUGGUGAGCAGUUGCAUUAUGCAUCGCUUGUUUUAUAUGUCUUAGUAUUAUUAUUAUUUUCUCUUCCUUCACUGUCCUAUUAAACUGUCUUUAUCUCAA